CCGGUGCAGCGGCUUUUGGGAAAAGGCGAGUGUUGGGUCCAGAAUCUGAGCGGGCCCGGAUUGAGAGAGGAAGCGAAGCGAGGCUCUGCUACUGCCGAGAGGAACGGGCAGCUGCGACCCCUACGCUGUGGAAUUGCGUGCUGUGGAAAGGCAAAUGUGACACGCGACAGGGAGAUUUUGAAGAAUGUUUCCUGGAACGGGAUCUUUCUGAUUCUUCCUCAACUUCUUUUAUAGAACAUCACGCAAAAGGGGAAAAUGAAGGGACGUUCAAAGAAGAAAUCUGUUCACUUGUACAGUGACGGCGGCCAAUGGAUGUCUAAUUUGCCGGAAUGUCUCUGGGGCGUUCCUCUCUCUAAUUUGUCACUUCCAGGAAGUCAUGAUGCUAUGACUUAUUGCUUGGAUAAGGACUCGGAAGUGAGCAUAAAUGAAUCCAAGUUGCUGCAGUUUAUGGACAAGCAUAUGCACAGCAUAGUACACCCAAUUAUUUUGAGGUGGUCUAUAACACAGGUGCUGACUCUGUCAGAGCAACUGGAUGCUGGAAUAAGGUAUUUUGAUCUGAGGAUUGCUCACAAGCCUGAUGAACCUUCCAUGAAAUUGCACUUUGUUCAUAUGCUGUACACAACAGCGGUUGUAGAGGAUGUCCUGUGGGAUAUUUUACGAUGGUUGAGAAACCACCCCUGGGAGGUUGUCGUUCUAGCUUUCAGAAAUUUUGAUGGAUUAGAUGAGGACCAUCACCGCCAUUUGGUUUCCCGCACAAAGGAGAUCUUCAGUGGCAAACUGUGUCCCAGAAAUGUCACUCCGACCCUACGGAGCAUGUGGUCCUCUGGCUACCAGGUUAUUCUGUCCUAUGACGAUCCAGGACAAGUGACAAAGCACUGUGAGUUGUGGCCCGCGAUUCCCUACUGGUGGGGAAAUAAAACAACAGCGGCAGAGCUUAUCCGUUACAUGGAGAUGAGGAAAAAGAAUGGUCGCCCAGCGGGAUUAUUUGUUGCAGGAAUCAACCUCACUGGAGAUUUAGGUUAUAUUCUUGCACAUCUACGUGGAUCUGUUAAGAAAAUGACUCUUCCUGCCCUUCCAUUCCUAAAUCAGUGGGUUAAAAAACAGCGUCCUGGAUCCAAGAAAGACUGUAUCAACAUAAUUGCUGGAGACUUCAUAGAAAAAAAUAACUUUGUGGAAAACGUGAUAGGCCUUAAUAGAAAAUUUUUAAAAUAGCAUUGCAGCUUUGAUGCAUGCUUGGGUUAACUCCUAGCAUGCUAUCUCAAAAAAGAGGAGAAAAAAGAAGAAGAAAUAUAAACUAUAAGUAACCCACCUACCUCACAGGAAUGUUCUGAAGAUUUUUCUUGCAGCUAGGAUAUGGAUAAACCGAAGGUGGCUCCAUGAAAUUCAUGGAAAUUUCUAUGAAAAGACCCAGUUUUCCUGGGAAGCAUUUAGUGCAGUAAUUGCACUAUACUAAUAUACAAUCUCCCAAAGCCCUGCUCGAAAAGAUCUGUGCAUUCCAAUCUACCAGGGGAUAUAUUACUGUGAAACAUUGAGUGUUUGGGACAGGCAUCCGGCAACCACAGGCAGAGCAGCAUUCUAUGCUGUUGUGAUCUGGGAGAAUAUGGGUGAUACAAAAAUGGAAAACCAGGAAUGCAGGCUCCCACAGUUAAGGAAUUGGCUCAUCUUGAAAGCUGUUAAAAGACGUGCGCACAAAGAAGUAAUCAUGACAGCGCAGCUUUUCUUCUUGGUUCGAAAGCCAAGAUGUAUCAAGUUCCCAAAAGGCUGCAUGCUAAGUGAGACAGCGACUCUUGAUUGCGUGCUCAGCUACACUAAGUCUGUAAAAUUCUGCAGGGUUACCAAAUUCAUCAAGGCUUACUUAUGUAAAAAUAAGAAAUGUGAUUGAAGUUCAUGGUUUAGGGACCACUAGGAACCACUAGCAACACUAGGAAGACAGAAGUGCCUGGCGUGCUCUGGUCCAUGGGGUCACAAAGAGUCAGACAUGACUAAACAACAACAACAAGGAACAAAAUGUUCAGCUAGAGCAUCAUAUUUACCAUGGUAGGCAACAGGAAGGGGAAUAUUCGUUCCAAAAGCAAACCUUAGAAAGUCAUACUGAAUAAAUAAGAGCACUGGACUUC
Molecule: messenger RNA, 2117 nt
Organism: Podarcis muralis (Common wall lizard)
Lineage: Eukaryota; Metazoa; Chordata; Lepidosauria; Squamata; Lacertidae
Gene: PLCXD1
Product: phosphatidylinositol specific phospholipase C X domain containing 1
Biological process (GO): lipid metabolic process
Molecular function (GO): phosphoric diester hydrolase activity
Source: RefSeq, a predicted model, not a curated record